AUGGAGCUGGAAAUGAGUGUAUGGAAUGUCCCAUACAAGGAAGAGAUUUUUCUCCGUUCAUUUUCGUCUCUUAUUCAACUAGGCAUUAGAACAAUGGCGGUUGAAGCACCAUACGGAAGUUGGUCGAGUACAAUUACGCCUGAUCUCUUUGCUAAGGGCAAUUGCAAAGCGAUCUGUGAACUUCAGGCUACUAAUGACGGCGUUUUUUGGGUUGAGCAGAGUGCAACUACUGGGAAAAGGGAGCUCUACUUCCAGUCUGCGAAGCCGCUAUCCACACGGGUCAGAUGGGCUCCGCAGCAAUCUGUGCAAAACUGUGUUCACGAAUACGGUGGUGGUUCCUUUCUUCCACUCAACGACGGCUCAGUUAUAUUCAGCACAGUUGACGGUGUUUUUCAGCAAAUCGCUCAGGAGGCACCACCCGUUCAGCUGGCUGAGGCAAACGACAAGAAGCUACGGUAUGCUGACUUUUCUGUUGCUAAAACUCAUAUAUUUUGUGUGAACGAGUGUCAUCUACAGCCUGGUGUCGAUCCAGAGAAUCGUAUAAUUUCAAUCGAUAUAGCAACAAAGGAACAAAAAGUUGUGGCAAGCGGUGCAGACUUCUAUGCAUCUCCUCGUGUAUCACCGGAUGGUAAGAGAUUGGUUUGGAUGCAAUGGAAUCACGUGAACAUGCCGUGGGACGAAACGUCUAUUCACGUGGCUGUGUUAAACGAGGACGGUACCGUUACCAAUGAAAUCAACUACUACUGCCCUAGUUGGGAGGGUAACCAUUUGCUGAUGAUAAACGACUCUACUAAUUUUUGGAAUCUCUAUGAGGUGGAUGUUGCGUCGGAGUUUAAGGAGAGGAACGUGUUCCCUGUCGACCAGGAAAUCGGCUAUCCGCUUUGGCAAUUCGCUGACCGACCUUAUGCUUCUAAUGGAUCCUGCAUUAUAAUGAACGUCAACGGACGUCUAAUGCUACGCCGUGAGCUAGCCGUAAGGGAAGUACCAACACCGGGCUUUACUAUGUUCUCACAUCUGAGCAUAACUGAGGCCGAUGUGGUCUACGCCAUCGCAUCGGGACCGAAGAAAGCGUCGUGCGUGUUGCGGAUCGACGUUUCUAAAGAGGAGGAGGCGGUUAUUGACGUGGUACGUACUGCACGUGAGGACAGUGAUCUAGAUGCGCUUGACAUCUCUGAACCUGAGCAUCUGGAAUUCCAGUCAGAUGGUGUUCCGGUGUCAGCUUGGUUCUAUAAGCCCAAGAAUCGCCAUUUCAACGGUCCUGCGGCAAUGCUUCCACCAGUACUGCUUCUCGGCCACGGUGGCCCUACUGCCGUAGCUGGGAACUCUUUAGACUUGAAGAAACAAUUCUUCACUUCACGAGGUUUCGCUGUUCUUGACGUAAACUAUCGCGGAUCGACAGGAUUUGGCACCAACUUCAGGAAUAUGUUAAAACACCAGUGGGGUGUGGUUGACCGAGAUGACAUGAUUGCGGCAGCCCGUUCGGUAAUAGCCCGACGACUUGUUGACGGUCAAAAAGUGUGCAUUCAAGGAAGUUCAGCCGGAGGUUAUCUCGUACUGUCAGCCCUGAUCCACUCGGACGUUUUCAAAGCAGCAGUCUGUUCAUAUGGAGUGGCAGAUUUAGUAGGACUAGCCAAGGAUACUCACAAAUUCGAGCGCGGUUACAACGAAACACUUAUCGGUAAAUACCCGGAAGAAGAGCAAAUCUACAAGGAGCGUAGUCCCAUCUACCAUGUUGAUCGGUUACAAACACCAAUCGCGUUCCUGCAUGGCAAGGAAGAUACGGUAGUGCCGGUCAGUCAAAGUGUCGAAAUGUAUGACAAAUUGCGACAAAAAGGAGUUACAACAGCGUUAAUGCUCUUCGAUGACGAGGGGCAUGGAUUCCGAGGUCCGGACGCGAUACGACGAAGUACCGAGGCGACGUAUGUUUUCCUGUGUAGGGCGCUAGGAAUCGAACCUUCAGUUUCAUCUGAUGUGAGUGAAGUUUAUUCUCAAAAUUUUCAGUGCUCCAUUGCCAUUCUUUACUCGCUAUCCCAUUGUUGUUGA
Cooperia oncophora is the source of this 2043-nucleotide messenger RNA. The record is from the annotation of a GenBank genome assembly. NCBI's taxonomy places the organism in Eukaryota, Metazoa, Nematoda, Chromadorea, Rhabditida, Trichostrongylidae.